AUGUUAGAUGGUACUAUAUCUCAGACUGGUCGCAUUUGGCACCAGGUUCACCUCGCGGUUUUGGCCAAUGGCCAUUCCCACUCUAUCCCUUUCCUAGUCUGUCCUAUUGGAAACACACCCGCCAUACUUGGUAUGACAUGGCUUACUCAGGAGUCACCCUUCAUAGAUUGGAACCAAGGCACUAUCACUUUCCCCAACCAAGUCCAAAUAGCCUUGGAGGAGGAAGCAGACCCCAACCUGUUAGCCAACUUGCCCACGGAAUACCAUGAAUUUGCUAGGGUAUUUGGCAAAGAGGAGUUUAAGGUCCUUCCCCCACACAGGGAAUAUGAUAUCUCAAUUGAUCUAACGCCCGACGCCAAACUCUCCCCCGGACCUAUCUACGGCAUGACCGACGCAGAAUCCAAGGCGCUUAAACAACACAUUGACAAGGAACUAGCAACGGGCAAGAUCCGCCCCAGCACUUCCUCAGCAGGCGCUCUGGUCAUGUUUGUCAAAAAAGCAGACGGGUCAUUACGCUUGGUAGUAGAUUACAGGAAGCUCAAUGAUGUCACACAUAAGAACGUUUACCCACUCCCUAGGCAAGACAACCUCAUGGCUAAACUCAGAAACGCCAAACUGUUCACUAAACUGGACUUGCGCUGGGGGUACAAUAACGUCAGGAUCAAGGAAGGAGAUGAAUGGAAGACAGCAUUCAGGACAAAAUAUGGGCUAUUUGAAUAUUUGGUUAUGCCUUUUGGUCUCACUAAUGCCCCGGCCGCCUUCCAACAUUUCAUGAACGACCUAUUCCGGGAUCUCAUUGACGUCACAGUGGUCAUUUACUUGGACAAUAUCCUGAUUUUCUCAGAAGACCCUAAGGAUCACCCUGCCCACGUCAGGGAAGUUCUGUCUUGA
Messenger RNA from Rhizoctonia solani, 891 nucleotides. Its product is annotated as Retrotransposable element Tf2 protein. The transcript has a single exon. Bases 1 to 891 code for a protein of 296 amino acids. Lineage: Eukaryota; Fungi; Basidiomycota; Agaricomycetes; Cantharellales; Ceratobasidiaceae. The record is from RefSeq and is a predicted model, not a curated record.